AUGACCCUCACGGAAGUGACCACUGAGGACCUCGUUGAACAGGAUGUGGCCGUGGAGACAAACAAGGAGAGAAAGGAAGAGGAACAACGUCACACCAGGCAUCUUCCGAGGUACCAGCCCCCAGAUCCACUCAACUCAUUUCAGCAGAGGCUCCUCCAAGCCGUUGAGAGGGAUGCAGCCCAACCUGAUGCUCACAGGAAGGAGGAUGAAGAGACCCUCUUUGCCAUGAGCCUGGUGCCAACCCUGAAGAGGCUACCUCAGCAAAGAAAAGCAGCAGUCAAGGUUAAAAUUCAUCAGCUGCUUUUCGAAGCAGUAUUUAGUUAACAUAAAUCUCACCUUCUAUGGUGUUAUAUUAUGUAAUGCAUGUAUGUGUUGUUUUUCUCUUCCCUUCCAGAGAUGUAGUCAAUUUAGCCGACCAGCACACAGGAGGGACAGGAAGAGGAGAGGAGUUGUCUGGUUGUUGUUUUGA
Molecule: messenger RNA, 469 nt
Organism: Coregonus sp. 'balchen'
Lineage: Eukaryota; Metazoa; Chordata; Actinopteri; Salmoniformes; Salmonidae
Source: the annotation of a GenBank genome assembly